GUGGUGCACAGCCCAGGUGGGAGCUGCUGUGGGUAGCAGGUGACUGGGGAGCCUGGUCUGGGGGAUCAAAGAGCCUCACAGUUCAUUUCCCUUUUCACCUCUUCAACGUGAGGAUGGCCACUUCAGAUGGAUCGAUCUCAAAUGUAGACGAAACACCUGAGUCUCAGGAUGGAUCUGAUGUUCUUCAGGACCAGCCUGUGUCUGAAGAAGAUGAAGCCAAAGCAAAGAGCAAUUUAUCUCUUCUUGACAGCACUGAAGACUUUGAGAUCAUAGACAGUGCUGUGGAGGAAGAUGACGAUUUAAGUGACCUUCCCCUUUUGGAGGAUGUAGAGAAGAAGAUGGCCAGCUCUACAGAGAAAGUCUCCAAUGAAGAUCAAAAGACUACAUUGGAUAAAAACUCAGAGGAGUGGCUUGAUGUUCUAGGUAAUGGACUCCUGAAGAAGAAGGUUUUGGUUCCUGGAAAUGGACCUGGAAGUAGACCACAGAAAGGGCAGGAUGUGAUUUUACAUUUGAAGACCACUCUGCAAGGUGGUGAUGUUGUGGAAGAUCAAGAUUCCCUAACUUUUACCCUUGGGGAUGGUGAUGUCAUCCAGGCUCUGGAUUUGUGCGUGCAGCUCAUGGAGUUAGGAGAAACGGCUCUCGUUGAAUCAGAUGCCAAAUACUGCUAUGGGAUGGAAGGCAGGAGUCCAGACAUCCCACCGAACUCCAACUUGAUUCUUGAAGUAACUCUCCUGAAUGCCCAAGAUGGGCCAGACUUGGAACUGCUCACAGGACAGGAAAAAUUGGAAUUGGCCAACAGGAAACGAGAGCGUGGGAAUUUUUAUUAUCAGAAAGCUGAUUACGUCUUUGCUAUAAAUUCAUACGACAUAGCACUGAAGAUUGUAAAUUCCAGCUCCAAAGUUGAGUUCAGCCCAGAGGAGGAGGCUGAGUUACUGGAUGUCAAGAUAAAGUGUCUGAACAACCUGGCUGCUUCUCAGCUGAAGCUGGACCACUAUGAAGCUGCCUUAAAGUCAUGCAAUAUGGUCCUGGAACACCAGCCAGAGAACAUCAAGGCCUUGUUCAGGAAGGGGAAAGUACUGACACACCAAGGGGAAUACAGUGAGGCUAUUGCAAUCCUAAGGAAGGCCUUGAAGUUGGAGCCUGCUAACAAGACAAUCCAUGGUGAGCUUUCGAAGCUAGUUAAAAAGCACACAGACCAGAGAAACGUGGAGACGGCCAUGUACAAGAAGAUGCUGGGAAACAUGAGCUCUCCAACCAAGGCCACACCAAAAACUUCUUGGUCUAUACCUUGGAAGUGGCUUUUUGGAGCGACAGCUGUAGCAAUAGGAGGAGUAGCUCUGUCUGUAAUAAUAGCUGCUCGCAACUAAGCAGCAUGACUUGACCACGAGGACAGAAGCCAUGACCUACACUGAGAAGAAGAUCUAGUAGCAUCAACAUCUGAAAUACUUCACCUUUUAUUCCAAGACACACACACAAACGUUAAAGGUGUAAUCCAGGAAAAGAAGUAUAUGUAAAUGUUGUUGUGUUUUCCCCUCCUAUAAAUAGCUGUGAAAAUUUGUUUUAAGGGAGAAUUCACAAUGUUAAAAUUGGACAGGACCUUUCAAAAUGCUUGUCAGGCAAGAACUGACGUCUGAUUGUUAUUUUAGAACUGCCAGAGUGUUCUGUUCUCAGUUAGGUAUCUGGAUCUAAAAACCAAACGAUCCAUGUAUAUUUUAGCAAAAUGUGAGGCCAAAGACUACAGAAAACUGCUAUUUUUUCCCAUUUCCCCCUAUUCUGAAACUAUGUUAAGGCAUG
Molecule: messenger RNA, 1794 nt
Organism: Spea bombifrons (plains spadefoot toad)
Lineage: Eukaryota; Metazoa; Chordata; Amphibia; Anura; Pelobatidae
Gene: FKBP8
Product: FKBP prolyl isomerase 8
Exons: 9
Coding region: 114-1367 (417 amino acids)
Molecular function (GO): protein binding; peptidyl-prolyl cis-trans isomerase activity
Source: RefSeq, a predicted model, not a curated record